Notolabrus celidotus (New Zealand spotty) is the source of this 593-nucleotide messenger RNA. Its product is annotated as jouberin-like. The transcript is spliced from 5 exons. Bases 9 to 593 code for a protein of 194 amino acids. Gene Ontology annotation, molecular function: protein binding. The record is from RefSeq and is a predicted model, not a curated record. Lineage: Eukaryota; Metazoa; Chordata; Actinopteri; Labriformes; Labridae.
AGAGCAGCAUGCAGCAGAUCUACAAACAGACCGAUGAACAGUUUGAGGUUUAUACCACCGUCUUCUCCCCACAAGUGACCAGGACCAGGACCAGGACCAGACAUGUGGAGGCCGAGAAGGUGGUGGUGGCUGUGCUUCAGUACCGGUCCCGCUGGCCGAAGGAGCUGGACCUGAACCAGGGAGACCUGAUCCAGGUUCUGUUUAAGGAGGACGAGACCUGGUGGUUUGGACGGCUUACAGACGGACGUGAGGGAUAUUUCCCUGCAGGCUCCAGCUGUGAUGUAACAGUCUUUGUACUGCAGGGCGGAGCUUCAUCCACAGCCACGCCCACUCUUCUGAGGAGGGUGUCGAUGCCGGCCGAUGGACCAACAGCAGCCGCCCCCUGUGGCUGCACCAGUGGUCGCAGUACUCCGAGGCUGCUGAGGAAAAACAGCAUCCGGCAGGACGGGCUCUCUGGUCCAGCAGCUCCUCCUCACAGCUCCCCGAGCCUCUUCCACCGGGUCCUCGCCAAGUCCAGGAGGAAGAGCUGCCCCCACCUCCCCCAACCCCACCCAAACACGGGCUCUUUCAACACCGCGUUCCAGCCGGACUAG